This is a messenger RNA of Arachis duranensis, 1487 nucleotides long. Its product is annotated as rhomboid-like protein 14, mitochondrial. Bases 228 to 1247 code for a protein of 339 amino acids. Gene Ontology annotation, molecular function: serine-type endopeptidase activity. The record is from RefSeq and is a predicted model, not a curated record. The transcript is spliced from 2 exons. NCBI's taxonomy places the organism in Eukaryota, Viridiplantae, Streptophyta, Magnoliopsida, Fabales, Fabaceae. Gene Ontology annotation, cellular component: membrane.
UCGAAGAAAGGCAAAGGCAAAGGGAAGCGUCUGGAAUUUUCCUUGCCUCGGCUCGCGCACACGAAAUUCUAGAAACGUUUCUUCCGCCGCAAGUCCCCUCCCCACAUAAUUUUAUUCCUCCCCUCUCUUUCUCUGUAACGGAAUCAUCACCUAACCAAUUGCAUCACCGCGCUGCUUUCAGAGUUGCACGCGACCACCAAUCACAAGAAAGAAAGAAAGGAAGAACGAUGGAAGUGAGAAUCGGAAGAAGCGUUUCUCGGGGAAUGAUCCCACUGCUGGCCCUCCACGCCUUCAGCGAGUACUACCGCUCCAACUCAAAACCCCCCGUUACCGCCGCCCUCAUCGCCGCCAACACCCUCAUCUACCUCCGCCCCUCCUUCCUCCACUCCCUCCUCCCCUCCAUCGACCAAGUCUGGUUCAACCCCCACCUCAUCCUCAGGCACAAGGACCUGAAGCGCUUUCUCUUAUCGCCGUUCUACCACAUCGGAGAACCUCAUCUUGUCUACAACAUGCUCUCCCUUCUCUGGAAGGGGAUCCAAUUGGAGACAUCAAUGGGAAGCUUCGAAUUCGCUUCCAUGGUGGCUUCUUUGCUCGCUUUGUCGCAGGGGAUCACGCUCAUGCUCUCCAAAUCGCUGCUUCUCUUCUUCGAUUACGAGAGACCUUACUACCGCGAGUACGCGGUUGGAUUCUCCGGCGUUCUCUUUGCCAUGAAGGUCGUCCUCAACUCCCGCUCCGACGAAUACACUUCCGUCCACGGCGUUAUUGUGCCCUCGCGGUACGCCGCGUGGGCGGAGCUAAUUCUGAUUCAGAUGUUCGUUCCUGGAGCUUCGUUCUUGGGCCACCUUGGUGGAAUACUUGCCGGGAUACUUUACAUGAAGUUGAGGGGAAACUACUUUGGAUCCGAUCCUCUGAGUGUUUUGAUGAGGAGUGUUGGUUCUGCGUUGAAUUGGCCGGUUAGGUUUUUGGGAGGGUUGUUUCGGUCCCGGCGUGGGAGGAUCACCGGGAGGGGGACGGUUGGUGGUGGCGGCAAUCGGAGGAGGAGGGUUAAUGGUGGUGAUAAUGGGGGUUUCUGGAGGUGCCAGGCCUGCACUUAUGAUAAUUCAGGGUAUUUGAGUGUCUGUGAGAUGUGUGCUACUACAAGGGAUGGAAGUGGAUUGGCUUCUAUGCAAUGGGACAGGGAUUUGGAUGGACUUCCCUUGGAUGAAUUGCGGCGCCGAAGGAUCGACAGAUUUACUGGUAGAAGAUGAUGAUGUUGAUGGUGGAUGAUUGGAUUGUUUUAGGGUACAGGGUCUCCGGAUUGCUGUAUAUGAAUUAAGUUGAAUGUGGAGGUUUCAUGUCAUAGGUAUUAGCAUCAUUUUUUUAUAGGACAUAGUUUUGUAAAGAACUAUACGUCUAUACGACUAUACUAGAUGUCCAAAUUGCCUUGUACUUAACUGCAAUUCGUCGCCCGCAAUUAAUAUCAAUUCAGUAAGUUACAUUCACCAAAA